This is a messenger RNA of Toxorhynchites rutilus septentrionalis, 454 nucleotides long. RefSeq lists its product as uncharacterized. Bases 42 to 419 code for a protein of 125 amino acids. The transcript is spliced from 2 exons. The record is from RefSeq and is a predicted model, not a curated record. Lineage: Eukaryota; Metazoa; Arthropoda; Insecta; Diptera; Culicidae.
UCCUGAUCGCAGAUUCAUUGCAAAUUCGAUUUCUCAUUAUCAUGAACUUGUUCGCUGCUCGUUUCCGCGUAGUCUUGUUACUUUCACUGCUGGUAGUUACCGUGAGUUGUUAUUGGAAUAAUGGCGUGGAAUCGAAUGAGAAGAGCUACUUUUUCGGAUCGAGAGCCGUCACCGAUGUGCUUUGCUUCAAACGCACGCUGAGCAGAGGAUCGUUGAGUCCUACCAGAGUGGGCUACAAAACUACUACGACCAACAAAAAUAUCACAAUGGUAACGGUGAAUGCGGAGCGAGAAUAUCCCUACGGAUACAAUGUGCUGCUUGAGAGCGGAGCCCUCGAUACGAAUGAAGUGAACUUCAAGUUUAUUGGAAAAAAUCCGUUGCCAUACAAUGUGUUGUUUGAUUUUUGGUGUACACCGUGAUUAGAUCAGAUGGAAUAAUAUAAAACGAGAAAGUU